GCUGAAACCUGUUUGAGGAGAAUUCCUUAUAUUGUUCUCACCGUAAAAUCCGAGCAAAUCUAAUAUAAUUUUUUGUUGUUUGUAAUUUGACUGUUGACUGAACACAACAGUUUAGUAGCAGUGCUCAUUGUCGGUGUGUUUUGAUCUGACUGGUGGAGAACUGAUAUCGUGAUCUCCUCUAGCAAAGCUAAAACGAUCACGCGCCCUGAAUCAGUGAGAGUCAUCUAAUUCGUCUUACUUCCACUGUUGGAACACUCCCAUUUCUCAACAGUGAGCGAGCGAGCGACUGAUCUCUUUCGUUCACUGUAAAAGAAGGAAAAAUGAAAAUGGACAUUUCAAUCCCUUCCUCUUUCUCUCAGAAAACCUGCUUUCUGCCUGAACCUUGUUUCCGGUUUCCAGUAACUCGCUACUUCAAUCUGAAAUCCAGAAAUCAAUCCGUAUUUUGGCGCCAAAAUCGUCACUCCUUCUCUCUCAGAGCUCAAACUUCUAACGAUGGCUUUAUCCUCGAAGAUGUCCCUCACUUGACAGAUUUCCUCCCUGAUUCACCUUCUUACCCUAACCCAUUGCACAACAGCCAAGCAUACGCUAUUGUCAAGCAAACUUUCGUGAAACCAGAAGAUUCAGUCGCCGAAACAAUUGUUGUACGGAAAGAUAGUCCUAGAGGGGUUCAUUUUAGGCGUGCAGGACCCCGAGAAAAGGUCUAUUUUACGUCUGAACAAGUGCGUGCUUGCAUUGUGACUUGUGGAGGUUUAUGUCCCGGGAUCAAUACAGUUAUUCGAGAGAUAGUUUGUGGAUUGAACAAUAUGUACGGUGUCACUAAUAUUCUUGGCAUUGAAGGAGGUUAUAGAGGGUUCUACUCCAGAAACACCAUGAACUUGACUCCUAAACUUGUGAAUGAUAUCCAUAAACGUGGUGGUACCUUUCUUCAAACCUCUCGAGGCGGUCAUGAUACUCAGAAGAUAGUUGAUAGUAUCCAGGACAGGAGAAUAAAUCAGGUGUAUAUUAUUGGAGGUGACGGCACCCAGAAAGGAGCAGCUCUAAUCUACAAGGAAGUUGAGAAACGUGGUCUUCCAGUGGCAGUUGCUGGAAUCCCUAAGACGAUUGAUAAUGAUAUUGCUGUGAUAGACAAAUCUUUUGGAUUUGAUACUGCUGUUGAGGAAGCUCAGAGAGCAAUUAAUGCUGCACAUGUGGAGGUUGAAAGUGUGGAAAAUGGAGUUGGAAUAGUUAAACUGAUGGGUAGAUACAGUGGUUUCAUUGCUAUGUUUGCAACUUUGGCAAGUAGAGAUGUGGAUUGUUGCUUGAUUCCAGAAUCUCCAUUCUAUCUGGAAGGCCCAGGCGGGCUCUUUGAAUAUAUUGAACAGCGGCUUAAGGAAAAUGGGCAUUUGGUCAUUGUGAUAGCUGAAGGAGCAGGACAGGAAUAUGUUGCUCAGAGCACACAGGCAAGUGAGGAGAGAGAUGCAUCAGGAAACAGGCUUCUUCUUGAUGUUGGCCUGUGGUUGUCUCAGAACAUUAAGGAGCAUUUUACAAACAUUCAGAAGAUGGCGGUAAAUAUGAAGUAUAUAGAUCCAACAUACAUGAUACGAGCUGUUCCUAGUAAUGCAUCGGACAACAUAUAUUGCACUCUUCUUGCACAAAGUGCUGUUCAUGGAGCCAUGGCUGGAUACACAGGCUUCACGGUUGGACCAGUGAACAGCCGGCAUGCUUAUAUUCCCAUUGCACGUGUGACAGAGGCAACAAACACAGUGAAGGUGACAGAUAGGAUGUGGGCUAGACUACUUGCAUCUACCAAUCAGCCUAGUUUCUUGAUUUCAAAGGAAGUGUUACAAGGAAGAAUUGAUGGAAAUAAAGUUGAAGUGCCAAAUGACAACAUCGAGAUGACUUCUAAUUAAAUUUUGUGGAUCUGAAUUGAAAGCCAAACAGGACAGGUCAGCACCAUCAUGGUGAAAUUCUCUGUUCUUAAUUUGGUAUUCAGAGUAGCACAUACAAAUUUUCACGCAUACAAGUCAAGAAACAUCAUUAGGUGGCUGAGUUCUAUAAUGCUUUGUGCUUUUGCUGCUUUAGGACACACGGUAAUAAGUUAGUCAAUGGCUUCUGCAACAUUACUGAAUCAAAAUAUAUAGCAUGUGUAGAAAGUUAAAAGUUAUUUUAUGCUUUACCUAAUUGAAUUUGCUCGAGUUUAUGAAACUUGCAUAUGCUUUCUAAACUAAGGUGUCUAGUGUUUGAGCUCAGAGUUUCAUCCUGUAAUCGACUGAACAGGUUCUCUUUACCUUAGUUUAAGCACCUACUCGGUCGACAUUUUGACUAGGUGAAACUUCUAAGAAGAGAGUUCCUAUA
Molecule: messenger RNA, 2334 nt
Organism: Ricinus communis (castor bean)
Lineage: Eukaryota; Viridiplantae; Streptophyta; Magnoliopsida; Malpighiales; Euphorbiaceae
Product: ATP-dependent 6-phosphofructokinase 4, chloroplastic
Exons: 14
Coding region: 321-1889 (522 amino acids)
Biological process (GO): fructose 6-phosphate metabolic process; glycolytic process
Cellular component (GO): cytoplasm
Molecular function (GO): 6-phosphofructokinase activity; ATP binding
Source: RefSeq, a predicted model, not a curated record